Messenger RNA from Panicum virgatum (switchgrass), 1506 nucleotides. RefSeq names its product ubiquitin-conjugating enzyme E2 22-like. The transcript has 7 exons. The record is from RefSeq and is a predicted model, not a curated record. Bases 354 to 1106 code for a protein of 250 amino acids. NCBI's taxonomy places the organism in Eukaryota, Viridiplantae, Streptophyta, Magnoliopsida, Poales, Poaceae.
GUUCUCAUCAAGGCUCUCAACCACUUCCCUUCCCCCUUCCGAUUCCGCCCAGCCCUCUACUCUCCCCCGAAUUGAAAUCCUCCUCCUCCCCGCCUAGGGUUUCGCUUCCUCCACCCCGCCGUCCGUUCGAGCAUCCUCCGCCCCACCGGCGGCUGCGGCGGCCGCCACCCCUCCUCUCGUCGCCCGGAGACUUCCCCUACCGCCGCCCGUCUGGGUUGCCUGCUCGGCCGCUCCCCGGCCGCCCCGCCCUGACCCGAGGUCAUUUGUGGCACCAAGAGUGCCAAGAGUGGAACAGCGAAAUUUCUAAGUGAAGAAUAAAGGUGGGUUUGAAGCUAUCUUCUGUUGUUGCUUCCAUGGCAACCAACGAGAACCUCCCACCAAAUGUCAUCAGGCAAUUGGCUAAAGAAUUGAAGAAUCUUGAUGAGUCACCUCCAGAAGGGAUUAACGUGAUUGUCAAUGAUGAUGACUUCACCACUAUUUUUGCUGACAUUGAAGGCCCUGCUGGAACUCCAUAUGAGAAUGGAGUGUUCAGGAUGAAGCUAAUAUUGUCUCGCGACUUCCCUCAAUCUCCCCCAAAAGGAUUCUUCUUGACAAAAAAUUUUCAUCCAAAUAUAGCUACUAGUGGUGAGAUUUGUGUAAACACACUGAAGAAGGAUUGGAAUCCUGGCCUUGGAUUAAGACAUGUUCUUCUGGUAGUGAGGUGCCUUCUGAUUGAACCAUUUCCUGAAUCUGCGCUGAAUGAACAAGCUGGGAAAAUGUUACUUGAAAAUUAUGAGGAAUAUGCAAGGCAUGCAAGGUUAUACACUGGCAUCCAUGCACUUAAACCUAAGAAUAAGUCCAAGACUGGAGCUAUUUCUGAGUCGACCACAGCUUUGAAUGUGGACAAGUCAAGUACUGCUUCCAGUGAGAAAACACCAUCGAUGCCACCAGCAGUAUCCACUUCAUCCAGAGCAUUUGGCACAAACUUGCAGGAUCAGAACCCAACUGUUUCUGAUCCUGCCGUAGUAGCUGCAGCAGCACGAAAGAAGGAUGGCCCGAUGGCCUCCAAAGCUCCUCUUGAUAAGAAGAAGAUGGAUGCGCGGAAGAAGAGCUUGAAGAGAUUAUAGGCGAAAACAUCCCGGGAAAAGGAUUCAAAUUUGUUCGCAUGCGCCGAGUUCAGCAGAUGCUUAGUGAAACGGGGGGCAAAAAUAAGUGGAGAGGCAUCUGAUCUGGCUUUCGGGACAAAGUGGGGAACGGGGCGGGGCCAGAAGGGAAUAAUGUGAACUGGGUCCUUCGGGACAACUGUAUUAUGUGCAAUGUCAAUCAUUUGGAAGACCCCCUGCCUAUUUUCUUUUGUUGUUUCUCAUUUGUCUGAUGCAAUUGAUGCAAAUCGACCAGCAUGCCCUACAAUUGGCCGUACCAUGAGCAACUGGCAGAGCGGCAGGACGUAAAUGUCCUACCCACCUACCCGUUGCCCCUCCUACGGAUCCACCUGUGAUUGUAGUCAGAGCGACUUGUGCGUCUGAA